Molecule: messenger RNA, 3727 nt
Organism: Talpa occidentalis (Iberian mole)
Lineage: Eukaryota; Metazoa; Chordata; Mammalia; Eulipotyphla; Talpidae
Gene: SMOX
Product: spermine oxidase
Exons: 8
Coding region: 1650-3407 (585 amino acids)
Molecular function (GO): polyamine oxidase activity
Source: RefSeq, a predicted model, not a curated record
UUUCUCCACUGCACACUCACCAAGGCUGCCAGCUGAGUUUUGUGCCCGUCAGAAAGACCUGCCCUGUCUCAGUCUCCUCACCAGUCUGCUUUCCCUUCCUCUGUGCCCAGUGAGGCUUCCAGCCUAGUCUCAGGGCCAGUCCCUGCCAGCAGCUGGGAGCUGGGGUUCUGGAACACUCUACCUAGGUCUAGCCUGCCUUGCAGACAUCGAGGGGAACAUAAAUUGUGCAGCAUGCCCUCUUCCGGUCCACCGGUGCUGUGUGGGCCAUGCCUUUGGCUGUGACCCCCAAAUGGCAAAUUCAGGGCUGUCCGUCCCCAUGUAGCACAGCUCCUCAAUUCUCUUCUGAAAAGACAACACCUUUAACAGUUGUGCUUUUAGGGACAUUACUUAACUGCUUGUGGGGAAAUGUGGGCAAGAAGGAUAUUCAUUGUGCUUCAAGAGAAGUGUAAAUGCCAAGAAGGAAGAUGGGGGGCCCCCCAGAGCCCCUUGUUGGCCUGUGAGGGUCAGAGAACGUUGCUGUGGGAGGGCACUGCAGAAUGAGUCCCUGCGCCUGCUCCAUUUUAUGAGCGUGGGGUUGGCUAAUGAGCCUCUUGGGGUUGGUCUCUGAUCCUCCCCACCCCUUAGAUGGUCAGGCUGAGUCAGUAUUGGGGGUCAGGGUGAGUCAGGGUUGUGGGUCAGUCAAGCAGGCUGUGCGCAGUCUGACUGAUGUCAGGGUCAACGACCAGUCUGCUCUUAGGGUUGGGGCCAACCCUGUUAGAAGUUGGGGUCUGAGCUCAGAUGAAGACCGGGGUUCUUCCAUGAGUACAAUGGAACUUGGGGCCCUCAGACAGUUGGAUCCCAUCUACUCUUGUGUCUUUGGGGAUCUUCCUGCUUUUACUUUUCCUCUGAGGUGGCUUUGGCAGGUAACCACACUUUUUACCUGUGCUAUCUCGUUUAAUUCUAGCAGCUCUAGCAGGUAGCUGUACCUGUGCCCACUGGGAAAGCUUGAAGUUAAAGGAGGCAGUUGAGCACCAGAUGGGGCUUACACAGUGUCCAGGAGGAGGGGUACAGGUGCUGUGUCCCCGGGGCAAGUUCAGAGGUACUGUCAGGUGGACCCAGAGAAGGGAAGACCUGGUCUAGGAUCACCUGGUGAGGGAGAGACUGAGCUGGGCCUGGCCGUGCUCUCUCCCUUCCUCUUUGUCUCAGGCUCCCAGGCUGUCCUGGCCCCCGCCCCACUCAACCCCUCUCGCCCCACCCUGUGGCUGGCCAGGCCAGGCUCAGCGAUCUGCCUCUUUCACUUCCUGGCUGGCUGGCCCCAGUGAGGAGGGCUGGGGAGGGUCUGGCUGGGAGGAGUUCAGGUCCAGUCCCUCCCUGGAGUUGAGGGUGGGAGGAGCCUGGCCCGCAGACACAGAGCCCCUUUGUCUGGGCCUCAGUGCAAAGCAGCUGGUCUGGGAUUUCUGGGCGUUUUUAACAUUUGAAGAAUAAUUGCAUUGUCUGGGGGGCCCUCAAGAAUCCAAAUCCCUCCCCAGACCUGCCAGCCUGUCCAGAGAGAUUCCCCUGGACUAGCACCCCCAGAUUCCCCUCUUCUCCCUCCCCUUCUAUUAGAAGCCUGAGACAGAGCUGGGUCCCUCCAGGGAAACUGAGGUUCCUAGGAGGCGAGUGCGGACGGUAUGCAAAGUUGUGAAUCCAGUGGCGACAGUGCGGAUGACCCUCUCAGUCGUGGCCUUCGGAGAAGGGGACAGCCUCGUGUGGUAGUGAUCGGCGCCGGCUUGGCUGGCCUGGCUGCAGCCAAAGCGCUUCUGGAGCAGGGCUUCACGGAUGUCACUGUUCUCGAGGCUUCUAGCCGCAUCGGAGGCCGAGUGCAGAGCGUGAAACUCGGACACGCCACCUUUGAGCUGGGAGCCACCUGGAUCCAUGGCUCCCACGGGAACCCCAUCUAUCAUCUAGCAGAAGCCAAUGGCCUCUUGGAAGAGACAACUGACGGGGAGCGCAGUGUGGGCCGCAUCAGCCUCUACUCCAAGAAUGGCGUGGCCUGUUACCUUACCAACCGUGGCCGCAGGAUCCCCAAGGACGUGGUUGAGGAAUUCAGCGAUUUAUACAACGAGGUCUAUAACUUGACCCAGGAGUUCUUCCGGCAUGGUAAACCAGUCAAUGCUGAGAGUCAGAACAGCGUGGGGGUGUUCACCCGGGAGGAGGUGCGCAACCGCAUCAGGAAUGACCCUGAUGAGCCGGAGGCCACCAAGCGCCUGAAGCUCGCCAUGAUCCAGCAGUACCUGAAGGUGGAGAGCUGUGAGAGUAGCUCACACAGCAUGGAUGAGGUGUCCCUGAGCGCCUUUGGGGAGUGGACGGAGAUCCCAGGCGCCCACCACAUCAUCCCCUCGGGCUUCAUGAAGGUUGUGGAGCUGCUGGCGGAGGGCAUCCCAGCCCAUGUCAUCCAGCUGGGGAAACCUGUCCGCUGUGUUCACUGGGACCAGGCCUCUGCCCGCCCCCGGGGUCCCGAGAUUGAGCCUCGGGGUGAAAGUGACCACAAUCACAACUCCGGGGAGGGCAGCCAAGGUGGAGAGGAGCCCCGGGGGGACGGGGAGGAUGAGGAGGCGCAGUGGCCGGUGAUGGUGGAGUGCGAGGACUGCGAGGUGAUCCCGGCUGACCACGUGAUCGUGACCGUGUCGCUGGGCGUGCUCAAGAGGCAGCAUGCCAGCUUCUUCCGGCCUGGCCUGCCCGCCGAGAAGGUGGCUGCCAUCCACCGCCUGGGGAUUGGCACCACCGACAAAAUCUUCCUUGAAUUUGAGGAACCCUUCUGGGGUCCCGAGUGCAACAGCCUACAGUUUGUGUGGGAGGACGAGGCGGAGAGCCGCACCCUCACCUACCCGCCUGAGCUCUGGUACCGCAAGAUCUGUGGCUUCGAUGUCCUCUACCCGCCCGAGCGCUACGGCCACGUGCUGAGCGGCUGGAUCUGUGGGGAGGAGGCCCUCGUCAUGGAGCGGUGUGACGACGAGGCGGUGGCCGAGAUCUGCACCGAGAUGCUGCGGCAAUUCACUGGGAACCCCAAUAUUCCAAAGCCUCGUCGAAUCCUGCGCUCAGCCUGGGGCAGCAACCCCUACUUCCGAGGCUCCUACUCAUACACGCAGGUGGGCUCGAGUGGGGCAGACGUGGAGAGGCUGGCCAAGCCCCUGCCACACACAGAGAGCUCCAAGACGGCGCAUGGAAGCUCCUCAAAGCAGCAGCCCGGUCACCUUUUAUCUUCCAAGUGCCCAGAACAGUCCCUGGACCCUAAUAGGGGCUCCAUAAAGCCCAUGCAGGUGCUGUUCUCCGGUGAGGCCACACAUCGCAAGUACUACUCCACCACCCAUGGUGCUCUGCUCUCUGGCCAGCGCGAGGCUGCCCGUCUCAUAGAGAUGUACCGAGACCUCUUCCAGCAGGGGCCUUGAGGGCCUCCUCACUGCCCAGCGUGUUUCUUAAAGAACCACUAACUCGUGACUGCCAGCCCUCCCCCUGUUGCUCUGUCCUCCUAAUUUCCUAAUCUUCUGUAGAAUCAGUUUUUAGCGUUCGUAGAGUAGACACCCUGACUGCUUCAGACCUGGCUCUGUAGCUCUUCCUUUUCUCCAUGCCAGGUCUUGACCAGGGUGGGGCCUGUUGAUUUACCUCUGUGCUCUGACCUCUGACCUCCCUGUGCCUCUCCUCCCUUCCUGCCUUGUUAUUGUAAGUGCCUUCAAUACUUUGCAUUUUGGGAUAAUAAAAGAGGCUUGCC